AUGGUUGAUCAUGCAUUACAACUAUUUGCCAAUAUGACUGAAAAGGGUGUUCUUGCAAACAUCAUCACUUACAGCUCUUUGAUUCAUGGACUGUGUAGCUUUGGUCGAGAGAUAGAAGCUGCAAAAAUGUUGAUCGAUAUGGAGGAGCAAGGAGUAUCUCCAUCAGUGGCUACAUUUAAUAUCUUAGUAAAUUCCUUUUGCAAGCAAGGAUCUGUAAAAGAUGCAGAGCUUGCUGUACAAGCAAUGGUACGAAGAGGUCUAAAUCCAGAUGUUAUCACUUAUAAUGCAUUGAUUGAUGGAUAUUGUUUACGUGGUGAAAUAGGUGACGCAGAGAAAGUUCUUGAUGGCAUGGUGAAGAGGGAUAUUGUACCUAACAUCAUCACAUACAACAGCCUGAUAAAUGGAUAUUGUAAGAAGAAGCAAAUUGAUAAGGCCAGGCAUCUCUUUCAAGAUAUCCAAGACAAGGGUUUCAUUCCUGAUGUUGUUACUUACAGUAGCAUGUUACAAGGUUUGUAUGAUUCAGGGAAUCCUGCAGCGGCUAGAGAGCUCUUUAACGAGAUGCAAGCAAAGGGCCAAACUCCAACUGUAUUGACUUAUGGCAUCUUGUUCCAUGGAAUGUGUAAAAACUCCCAGACAACUGAUGCAUUGGCUCUCUUCCAUUCGUUGGGAAGCAAUGAAUUGAUGAAAGAUAUAGUGUUGUAUAAUAUAUUGAUUGAUGGUAGUAACAAAUGUGGGAAGCCUAACUUGGCUUUGGAUCUGUUUGAUGAGCUUUUAUUAAAAGGAUUGAAACCAACUGUUAGGACAUAUACAGUGAUGAUAAGUGUGUAUUGCCAAGGAGGCUUAUUUGGUAAAGCGAACGAUUUGCUUAGAAAGAUGGAAGAUAAUGGUUAUUUGCCUGAUAGCGUUAUGUACAAUGUUAUUGUUCAAGAGUUGUUGAAGAAAUCUAAGUGUCAAGAGGCAGAGAACUUUCUGGAAGAAAUGAUUAACCGAGGUUUCAUGCCUGAUUCUACUACUUUUACGAUGGUGCUACACCUAAUUCCAAAUGUAGGAAAGGAAUCGCGUAUGCGAACGAUCAUUCAAAAGCUAACUACUGUAGAAAGAAAAGACGGGAGAAUACUUAAUUUAACAUCUAGGCUCGUUCCCUGA
Molecule: messenger RNA, 1146 nt
Organism: Helianthus annuus (common sunflower)
Lineage: Eukaryota; Viridiplantae; Streptophyta; Magnoliopsida; Asterales; Asteraceae
Product: pentatricopeptide repeat-containing protein At1g62930, chloroplastic-like
Exons: 1
Coding region: 1-1146 (381 amino acids)
Molecular function (GO): protein binding
Source: RefSeq, a predicted model, not a curated record